Messenger RNA from Folsomia candida, 2514 nucleotides. RefSeq lists its product as uncharacterized. The transcript has 6 exons. Gene Ontology annotation, biological process: neurogenesis. Gene Ontology annotation, cellular component: cytosol. The coding region runs from base 1 to 2178 and encodes 725 amino acids. NCBI's taxonomy places the organism in Eukaryota, Metazoa, Arthropoda, Collembola, Entomobryomorpha, Isotomidae. The record is from RefSeq and is a predicted model, not a curated record.
AUGAAGGAGAAAGCGGUCUACAAUGCCGUCACACUGACAGAAGAUCCCGUGGCUUUUAAACGUCUGGUGGAGUAUCUUCACACCGAAGACUUUGCUGACAAAUCGACCUACACGAACAACGAAAUUGUCACUAUUCUCAAACUGGGACAUCGCCAUUGUCCCCAAAAAGUAAGCGAUGAUAUGAGAAUGAAGCUUUUAGACAGAGGUCUCCGGCUGACAAAUGCAUAUCAAAUGCUCAACAAUGCCAACCAGUUUGGAUUAUCUGCAUUGAAAGACAUGGCGACGGCUUACAUUGACGGAGUAAACCGAAACGCGGAGAUGUAUCUGAAAAGUGAAGACUUUUUGGAAUUGGAGGAAAAUUGUUUAGUAAACUUGCUACAAUCGGACGACCUCGCUUGCCCAGAGAUCAAAUUGUUUGAGGCGAUUAUAAGGUGGGGGAAACGCAAGCAAGAAGCUGUUCCUUCUUCGGCUAGUCUUCGAGAUAUUCUGGACUCUGCAAUUUAUCAAAUCCGGUUUCCACUAAUGACACCGUUACAGUUAUCGACUGUAGAUGACUCUCAGGUCCUGACCAGUGAAGAAAUGAAGGGCUUAUCGGCCUACGUAAGCGCAGGUAUCGGCCUACGGCGCUUCAUUUCCAGACCUCGUGCACCUGCAAUCAGUCAGCAAGACGAGGAUGACGAGGGGGAGGGCGUCGAUCAAACGAAUGAUGACAUCGACAUUGAUUAUAGCAUUGUCAAAUUCGAAUCUCCGAUGCUCUUCGAUACCUCCCGCAGUGCAACGCCACUCAUUAAUUUCGUCGAUGACUCUAUCAACCGUGACGACGAUUUCAUGGUUCAGAUUAAAAAUGAAGACCAAGCUGUCAACCUGGUUUCCCAAACGUGGCAUGAAAUGCUGGAGAAAGCUGGACAAAUUCCGAAAACUACGACCGGACUUAUCCUUAUAUGCACAGUAGAAACGGAUGCACAGCUACGAGGGAAAAUUAUUUCUCGCGUUUCGCUCCCCCACUUGAAAAAAAUAGAGUUGGACUUGCACAUUCCUCCCAAACUGAAAUCAAAACCCAAUGCGAUUCUUCUCCAGCGGAAAAAGUACGACGUUGAGAAGCAUUUGUUUUUCAAGGAGGACAGAGACGACGACGUUAACAUCGACUGCAAAGUUAUUAUGAAUGGGUGCACCUUCUUAAAAUGGUCGCCAGCUGAGGAGGAGGUGAUCGUGGGGUUUGGUGGUCGGCAUUCUGAGCCGUUCUUGGAACGAUUGAAGGACAAGAAUUUCAUGGAAAGGUUCAACAUGCUGACCAUCGUGGACAAUAAACUCGCAAAUGUUCGUGGGACAGUUCCCGGAUUUCCGGUCAAAGAUAUCAUGCUGUGGGGCGUCGAUGACGAGUCGCCCUCCCUGCUCGGUGACUUCCUUUGGAACUUCGUCAACCUGGAAAGUCUCUCUUGCUGGACGAAGGGUCCCCCAAAAAAACUGGCAGACAAGCAUUCUCCAAUCAGGGAAAUCUCGGUCAUCGACAUCAACCGCGAUUUAACUUCCGGUUAUAAAUUGGUCAAGCUCUCUGUCUGCGAGGCCGCCCUGGUCGUCCAUCCCGAAGACAACAUUGCCAACAUCGUGAAACAUAAUUUAACCGAAUUUUACACUACCAAUUGUCAUUUCUCUCCUGAAAUUUAUGCUCAUUUUCACGAGAUGUUUCCAAAAUUGAGAAAGGUUUCGUUUGGACACAAAAUACUGGACCAGUCAGCUCUUCUCUUUGAACAAGAAAAUGAAAAGGCACCUAAGAGGAGGAAGAUUUCCCCCGAAGAGGAGACUCUGAUGUCUGCUCAAUCAGUCCAAUUAGUAAACAAUAUUCUCAAGAUUAAGGAUAUCGAAAUGAUCCGAAUUGCGUGCUUGGAUUGGGACUUGGGCCCCAAAAGUAGGAGUGUGAAGAACAACGUGAUGGACUUUCUGAAACGGGCAGGUUGGACUAGGAAAUACCCCCCGUCGGAUUUUCUCGUAACGAAGGACGCCACGACGGGUAAAUGGGAAAUGGAUCCAGCAAUAAGUUCGGAAGGGCGAAAUGCGGAUGAGAACACGUGGGAGCAUGACAUGUACUGGGACUAUACGGACAAAUCGGAGUUCGAAUAUUUUGGACUGAGCAGGAUCUUUAAGGAUUUCGACACCUUUAAAAAUUACAAUGUGGUUUGAUGAUUAAUAGAUGAUUUUGAAUAUGUUGGCCAAGUAACUUUUGAGACUGGGUAAAAUUGUAUGUUUGUACUUUUUUUAGUGAACGGCUUAUAUGGUUGAGCUAAAUUUUUUAAAUUUAAGGUUGUUACAUACAUAUUUAUUAAUAUAAAAGGCGGUUCAUUUUCAAAUAUGCGUAUGUGUAUUACAAAUAAAUUAAAGUACUUCCAAUAUUUACCUUAGCGCAAAGUUUUAAUGUGAUGGCAUGACCUUCAAAAUUUGAGUAAACUAAUUUUUAAUUGAGGUUAAUUUUUUUCAAUGAACGAAGAAUCUGUAUUUACUAGCUUCAAGCUAAUCUCA